AUGGCAGGCGGCCCCAUCAGGCUCCGCGAUAUCAGCGGCUAUCUGAUCCUGCUCAUCGUAAUCACGACGCUGGGAUCAUUACAGUUCGGCUUCCAUCUGGCCGAGCUCAACGCGCCCCAAGAUGUCAUCACCUGCCGUAAAAAAUCCAUCUCGACAUUCGAACGUAUUAAGGGAUUCGUCACCUCUGCGAAACCGAACGAGCCAUCGGGCGGCCUCUUCUCCAACUGUAUCCCCAUGAACGAAGCCGCUUUCGCAACCAUAUCGUCGAUAUUCACGCUGGGAGGCCUGCUGGGAGCUCUAGUGUCUGGUCCCUUCUCGUCUCGACGCGGUCGUCUUCCUGCGAUGCGCUUCACCGCCCUGCUCUACCUGUUGGGGGCCGCCAUUGAGACAAUCGCCGGAAGUGUCUUUGUUAUGGCGCUCGGCCGCCUCAUUUCCGGAAUUGGCGCUGGUGCCUCUACUGUUGUGGUACCUCUGUACAUCAGUGAGAUUGCGCCACCCAAGGAGCGCGGUCUCUUUGGUUUCAUGACCCAGAUCUCCAUCAACGUGGGCAUUCUAGGCGUUCAAACCCUCGGAUACUUCCUGAGCUAUGGGAACGCUUGGAGGUGGGUCCUUGGCUCCGGGUUCUUUAUUGCUGCAGCACAGACUCUAGGUCUGGUGGUUGUGCCAGAGAGCCCAUCAUGGCUGGCUGCACAGGGUGACUCGACAGACGCCAAGAGGACGUUGCAGAGGAUCCGUGGCAUGGGCUACGACAUCCAUGAGGAAACCGAGACAUGGAGCUCCGAUGAACGGGAAGCGACUGAAGAGGAGGGGCUUCUUCAGGCUGAUGGAGCAGCUGAAACAGCCCCUGCUGUCAAGGGCCCUGUUGAGCACCUCGGCUUCCUUCAGGUGCUCAAGGACCCCCUCUACAGGCCCGCCAUUGUUGCCGUUGUUGGCAUCAUGUUUGUGCAACAAUUAUGCGGCAUCAACUCGAUCAUCAUGUACUCUGUCUCGCUCCUCGCGGAUCUCCUCCCCAUUUCCUCGGCCCUGCUUACCAUCCUCAUCUCUGUGGUCAACCUGAUCACGACGGUUGCCUGCGCUCCUCUACCUGACCGACUCGGCCGCAAGACCUGUUUGCUUGCGUCGAUCAUCGGACAAGGAUCAAGUGCCUUUGUUCUUGCUCUUUCGAUUGUCUUUGGCGUCAAGAUUCUGUCGGCCUUUGCUGUCGUCAUCUUCGUGGGUUUCUACGCUGUUGGACUCGGUCCCGUGCCUUUUAUCCUGGCCUCUGAGCUGGUCGGACAGGAAGCUGUCGGAGCUACACAGAGCUGGUGCCUUGCGGCCAACUAUGUGGCUACAUUCAUCGUGGCCCAAUUCUUCCCCAUCGUCAACACAGCCCUGAACAACCUUCUUGGCGGCCAUGGAUGGGUCUACUUCAUCUUCGCUGCCCUGGCCAGUGGAUCAGCCAUCUUUGUCGCCUGGAACGUGCCAGAGACAAAGGGUAAGAAGGAUGCCGACGAGGUCUGGGGCAGAACGCGACGGGUUGAUUAG
This is a messenger RNA of Fusarium vanettenii 77-13-4, 1524 nucleotides long. RefSeq lists its product as uncharacterized. The record is from RefSeq and is a predicted model, not a curated record. The coding region runs from base 1 to 1524 and encodes 507 amino acids. The transcript is spliced from 2 exons. Gene Ontology annotation, molecular function: hexose transmembrane transporter activity. Gene Ontology annotation, biological process: monosaccharide transmembrane transport. NCBI's taxonomy places the organism in Eukaryota, Fungi, Ascomycota, Sordariomycetes, Hypocreales, Nectriaceae. Gene Ontology annotation, cellular component: membrane.